This is a messenger RNA of Linepithema humile (Argentine ant), 612 nucleotides long. It is a transcript of the gene Dad1, whose product is annotated as dolichyl-diphosphooligosaccharide--protein glycosyltransferase subunit. Gene Ontology annotation, cellular component: oligosaccharyltransferase complex; membrane. The record is from RefSeq and is a predicted model, not a curated record. Gene Ontology annotation, biological process: protein N-linked glycosylation. NCBI's taxonomy places the organism in Eukaryota, Metazoa, Arthropoda, Insecta, Hymenoptera, Formicidae.
CUUGUUUAAUACUGUUCCGUGUUUUUACGUGUCACCGGUACUUGCCACGCGUGUAUUUACGUGAGGAAAUUUUCAAAGAUUUUUUUCUCCUAACAGAGAGUGCACGAAGAUUAACGAAUAUGGCGGCAUUAGCAGUAUUAUAUAAAUUUUGGUUGGAAUACACAAAAAAUACACCCAAGAAACUCAAGAUUAUUGAUGCAUACUUGUUGUAUGUCUUCUUGACGGGUGUUACCCAAUUUGUAUAUUGUUGUCUUGUCGGCACCUUUCCCUUCAACAGUUUUCUCAGCGGUUUCAUAUCCUGUGUAUCCUGUUUCAUUCUAGGAGUUUGUCUUCGAUUGCAAGUUAACCCACAAAAUAAAAGUCAGUUUCAUGGCAUAAGUCCAGAAAGAGGAUUUGCGGACUUUAUUUUUGCACAUAUUAUUCUACAUAUUGUUAUUAUGAACUUUAUUGGUUGAAGUACAUGGCUACGAUGAAAUAAUUAAGACGAAUCAACAUUACAUACCAUUUUAGAGAGUAAAUUAUUUCUGAUACAUAAUGCUACGCUUUUGUAUUUGCGAUUGUGAAUCAUGACUCAUAAUCAGUGAAUAAAAUUUAUGAAAAUAGUUACAAUUA